This is a messenger RNA of [Torrubiella] hemipterigena, 3200 nucleotides long. NCBI's taxonomy places the organism in Eukaryota, Fungi, Ascomycota, Sordariomycetes, Hypocreales, Clavicipitaceae. The record is from the annotation of a GenBank genome assembly.
CGACGACGCUUGGCUGGCUCGGUGAUUCUUCCGUUUCUUACUUUUUCUGGUAGCCUGUGGUGCAAAAAGGGCCGGGCUAUCUCUUUUUUCUCUCCGUUCGCUUCAUAAACUCUAUUGUUUGCUUUCUUUUCCCCCUUCUUGCACCUUUUCUUUUUCUUCCAUAUCCUUUUAUUUGCUUGCAUCCUUUUCUCCUCUGCGGCUAUCUCCUACAUCGGCCGCGGCAGCAACAACGCGGCCAGUUGCAACGACCCUAGGGCUGCAUCUUUUGCUACGCCAGCAAACUUACAAGUCCUCCACCACCACCACCUUGCGCAUCUCGCCAGGGCCUGACACCUGGCCCUGUCCGCUGGCACUGACGCACCAGCACCGCCAAAAACCACCAGCAACGCAGCCUGACCCGGCCUAAAAUCUUUACCACCACCUCUCUGCAGCCCUUUCCACCCUCCAGGCUUCCCUGCCCCUCGCGCUGGCGCGUUCUCCCCCCUAACCCUUGCCCAUUACAACAUCCUGCAUGGGCCAAGGGGGCGUGAGUGUUUCGUUAGACGCUGAGCCUCUCGACUUAGCUCCCCUUCUCAGCACGGAACGCUCUCUUGUAAUUGCGGCCUCCUUAGCCGCCUGGUCACGGCCUCCUGCUGCUCCUACUUCUGCUAGUCUUCUUCUCACCUCUUCUCUGGCCGUUAUUUGUUAUGAAUCGGGCUUGGUCGAGCUGCAGAUAAUGCGCCAUUCGUUUCACUUUGCAGCCUAUCCGCUUAUAAUAGUGUCCCUAACCCCCUCCUAAACUCGCCUUCUGUUACUACUACUACUACCAAACUCCCAAUCUCGUCGUCAUCACAUCUCACAUUCUUACAUUUCUUCAGAAUUUGUUCUGCCCUCAGCAUUUGGGACUACUUACUACAGAAUCUCAGUCGAUACACACCGCAAUCUUUGUGCCCUUGCACCCGCCACGCCUUGUUAUUACCCGAGGCUGCAGCUAUAUCAUCACGAGCACACCCCAGCUGUCUCCAGUGCAAAGCAUCCCGUCGGGAAUGCAACGCGCGUGCUCACUCACCUGAGCCUUUCUUCAGCACGAUACACCAGCCUUCUUGCUGUAGAGUACAGCCCUGCUAUCAGCCCACCGGAACCCUGCUACCGUUCGACGCUUUUAUUGCUACCACUCUGCAUCAACUACAACGCCUGGAAAGCCCCAAAGAAGAUCGCCCUCCUACUCCUCGGCAACUGCACGCACCCUCCGUGCUGCCCCAAAGACUCACCACCCGUUGUGCCCUUGUCCGCCUUGCUCUCAAGCCCCACGACAGGUAACAGACCAACCAACGGCGUCUCGGAUCAGGUACACACCAUUGCCUUUUUCUCUUGUCAGAGCCCCCACCUCGCCCCUCAAAUCCAGCGCCUGCCGUGCUGGUGGACAGCCUGCUCUAGCAUUUUUUUAGAACCACUCGCCAAGCUGUCGACUUCGACUGGAACCCGGCCCUGGUUGACUCUUAAAGUCGCCGGGCCGUCAAUUCUGCACCACCCCAACACUGACAGUGGGGGCGACAACCAACGAUUUAGAAACAACUCAGGGAAGCAGUUAUCGACUCUUGCCCCAAUGGCGGAUUCAGAUACAAUAGAUCCCAAUCCAGCUACUGGCUCUCAGGUGCUCAGUCAGGGAUUUUGGGAGUUCAAUCGCUUUUAUGGCUCAUGGAGACCGGGAAAGUAUAUGUUUCCGAUUGACGAGGAGGAAACUAACCGCAUGGAUAUAUUCCAUAAGGUUUUUAUGGUGGUGCGAAACGAUAGACUAUAUACAUAUCCUCCUCAUCCGACUGCUCAAGCUCCGCGUAUUAUGGAUUUGGGAACUGGAACCGGAAUCUGGGCAAUAAAUGUCGCUGAAGACUUUCUACCGAAUUCCCAUAUCAUGGCAAUCGACCUGAAUCAAAUACAACCCCCCAUGAUCCCUAGGAACGUCAUUAUAAAGCAAUACGAUCUUGAGGAUGCAAUUUGGGAGGGUCUUCUCAAAGACUGCCACAUUAUACACAUGAGGAUGCUUCUCGGCUCCAUUCAAACAGAUCUCUGGAGCCAAGUAUACAAAAACAUUUUACAGCAUUUGGUACCUCUUGAGGGGUACUUUGAGCAAGUUGAACUGGACUGGGUCCCGCGUUGGGAUGGGCAGGAUAUACCUCAGAACUCUGCUUUGGCUCGCUGGUCAGAUUGUUUCCUUCAAGGUCUGGAUAACGCCAAUCGCAGUGCUCGGAUAUCAUCGGACGAUCGCAAACGCCUUCUAGAGGACGCAGGGUUUGUGGAUGUGCGAGAGCAGGUAAUACGGUGUAACAUCAGUCCGUGGACUACAAUCCCUCAUGAAAACGAGAAGGCCCAAUGGCUGAAUCUUGGAUUUGGGCUUGCUAUGAACGCCCUGUCAUUUGGACCUAUGAUCAAACAGCUGGGUAUGAGAAUGGAUCAGGUAAUAGAGCUCAACACUGCCGCUAUCACCGAAAGCCGCCAGCUUCGGUACCAUGCAUACUAUAACAUACACAUAUGGACAGCUCGUCGUCCACCUUCAUAGUACGAACGUACUCGGCUCCCGGAAUAACAGUAUCAGGGGCAUGUAGCCUAUUACAAUGGAAGAGGCAAUUAUUAAUAAAAGCAUAUGAUUACGAUGAAGCAUGGCAAUAGUUUUGUCAAGCAUACGACAUAAUAGAAGCAAGCAAUUGGGAACGGAGUUUGAUGCUGGGUACUCUUUCAGCUUUUUUUACGCCAUGACCCACGAUACUCUACUAUAGAACUUACGAUUAAAUGUUUUCUUUAUCCGUUUUCCAGCCAACGAGCAAGGCUGAGACCGCGGCAAAGACUUUGGCACCGUAUGGCAGAGCAACCAGCAGGAAGGUUUGGGACCCUGUGGAAUCCAGAUUCAUCCCUUGUCCAGGUUUGAUUACAAGCUAGCAAAAACUUGAAACAGACGCUUGCGGAGUGGAUGCAGGAGCUAGUCUACCAUUGGGUGGUUGGUGCCAACAGGAGGCAUGCGUGGCCUGUAAUUGGCUGGACUGGAAUCGGGCGAACCAAACUGUCGGGUCCGCGUUGGCUGGCUGCAAACUACACAUCACAUGGGGCGCCAAAACGGCACAAAACGUGGAGAGAAGAAAUCGGAAGAAAUCCUGUAUAAAUGGAGGGUGAUUAAAUAUGUAGAAAUAACCAUUUAAAUUGGUUAUAAAUACCGAUUUUGUCAUGUU